Cebus imitator (Panamanian white-faced capuchin) is the source of this 1559-nucleotide messenger RNA. It is a transcript of the gene PTF1A, whose product is annotated as pancreas associated transcription factor 1a. The transcript has 2 exons. Lineage: Eukaryota; Metazoa; Chordata; Mammalia; Primates; Cebidae. Gene Ontology annotation, molecular function: RNA polymerase II transcription regulatory region sequence-specific DNA binding; protein dimerization activity; DNA-binding transcription factor activity, RNA polymerase II-specific. The coding region runs from base 223 to 1221 and encodes 332 amino acids. Gene Ontology annotation, biological process: regulation of transcription by RNA polymerase II; developmental process. The record is from RefSeq and is a predicted model, not a curated record.
AGUCCUCCACAGCCCUCCCCAGUGCAGCGCGGGCGCCAGUCAGAGCGCAGCGGCCGCGGGCACUCCAGGGAGGCCUGGGGUCGGGCAGCCGGGCGGCCGCCUAGCUGCCCCCAGCCAAGGCCCAGGGAGGGAGGGGCUCGGACGGGCGACGCCGACCACCGAAACUUACCAAGAAGUACCAAGCGCAGCCCGGCAGUCCAGCUGCCCACUGCGGCGGCGAGCAUGGACGCGGUGUUGCUGGAGCACUUCCCCGGGGGCCUGGACGCCUUUCCUUCUCCCUACUUCGACGAGGACGACUUCUUCACUGACCAGUCUUCCCGGGACCCUCUGGAGGACGGCGAUGAGCUGCUGGCUGACGAGCAGGCCGAGGUGGAGUUCCUUAGCCACCAGCUGCACGAGUAUUGCUACCGCGACGGGGCGUGCCUGCUGCUGCAGCCCGCGCCCCCGGCCGCCCCGCUCGCGCUCGCCCCGCCGCCCUCUGGGGGCCCCGGUGAGCCAGAGGACGGCUGCGGCGGCGGCGGCGGCUACUGCUGCGAGGCGGGGGCGCCCCCCGGCGGCUUCCCCUACUCGCCCGGCUCGCCGCCCUCGUGCCUGGCAUACCCGUGCGCUGGGGCGGCGGUACUGACGUCCCCCGGGGCGCGGCUGCGCGGCCUGAGCGGAGCGGCGGCGGCGGCGGCGGCGCGGCGGCGGCGGCGGGUGCGCUCCGAGGCGGAGCUGCAGCAGCUGCGCCAGGCGGCCAACGUGCGCGAGCGGCGGCGCAUGCAGUCUAUCAACGACGCCUUCGAGGGGCUGCGCUCGCACAUCCCCACGCUGCCCUACGAGAAGCGCCUCUCCAAGGUGGACACGCUGCGCCUGGCCAUCGGCUACAUCAACUUCCUCAGCGAACUCGUGCAGGCCGACCUGCCCUUGCGCGGCGGUGGCGCGGGCGGCUGCGGGGGCCCGGGUAGCGGCGGGCGUCUGGGCGGGGACAGCCCGGGCAGCCAGGCCCCGAAGGUCAUCAUCUGCCAUCGGGGCACCCGGUCCCCCUCCCCCAGUGACCCGGAUUAUGGCCUCCCUCCGCUAGCAGGACACUCUCUCUCUUGGACUGAUGAAAAGCAACUCAAAGAACAAAAUAUUAUCCGAACAGCCAAAGUCUGGACCCCAGAGGACCCCAGAAAACUCAACAGCAAAUCUUCCUUCAACAACAUAGAAAACGAACCACCAUUUGAGUUUGUGUCCUGAGAAGUCCCAGACUCAGCUGAGGAUCUGAUUAUGUUUCUGUGCAUAUUGUACAUGGAAAUAUCUAUAAUGUAAAUGUAAUUUAAGAAUCAAAUUUUUCUAAUGGCAAUCAACUGUUAUUUAUCUAUUUAUUCUGUUGAGUUGAUGAAAUCAAUGAUUUCUUUUUAAAUAUAUAAUUUAUAUAAUUUAUCCUGAUUUUCUGAAAAUAUGCAAUAGCCUAUGAUUUUCCUGAACUCUAUGUUGCUGGGAGAACUCUGGCCGGAAAAGUCAUGCUUAUUUAUUGCCAGAUAUGGUUUAUUUCUAAGCGUUGUCAAUAAAUGCUAUUUACGCCUUUUCCUGAA